AUGCAGAAUGAUAUGGAUGAAAUGCAGUUAGAGAUGAGAAGAAAAGACAAUAGUUUAAAUGUUACUUUAACUGAAAGAGAGAGAGCUGAACAACUACUAAGAGCUAAAGAAGACAAUCAGCAGCAUGAGAAGCUGGUAAUGAGAGAAGAGAUUAUAACUCUAAAGAAAGCUAAAGAUAGAUUGGAACUAGAGGGAGCUAGAAAAAAUAGCCAGCUGCUGGAAGCCAAGACUGAGGUAGACAAAAGCUCAACUGCUCUUCGUAACGCUGAGUUUAAACUCAACACACUGAAAAGUCAGUUGGAUCAAAGAACAGAAACCCUCCAGAUGACGCAGAUAGCUCUAGAAGAGAAAAGAGCAGCUCUAAUGGCCACAGAGUCUCAGCUUCGUGAUACAGAAGAUAGGUUAUAUACUAACACUAUAGAGGUCCAGGAUACAGCUUCUCAAGAAAUUAGGGUAGGCCUCUAUGAGAACGCCAUUUUGACUCGAGAGAAUUCCAAUUUUAGUCGUAGACUCACAGAAUACCAAAGACUUCUGGAUAAGGAGAAGGAUAUCAGAGAGAAUAUAGAUAUACAACAGAGAGAGAAUAUCAGUGAGUUAAUAACACUUCGUGAUAGAGAGAAACAACUUGAUCUACAGAUGACACAAACACAAUCUGAGAUCCAACGAGAGAAAGAACGUUGUCAGAAUUAUCUCGAACAGCUAACCAAACAAGAGAAUUUAUCAAGAACCAUGGAGUCCGAACUGAGCAGCACCAAACUUCGUCUAGCAGAGAUCGAAAGCAUGCACCAAGUUUCAGAAACAGAAAACGGUCAGCUGCGUAAAGAUAAAAUUCUCUUAGUUGAUCAUGUGGCUGAACUGCAGAGAAAGAUUGAAACAAAAGAUCAUGAACUCAUCAGUCUCCAGUCUGAAAUUUCCUCCCUUGAAUCCAGACUUCAUGAUCUCGACUACCAGAAGAAUCUAGAAAGCACCGUCCACAGUCAGAAGUGGCAGGAGUUCGGACGCUUGGCUGAAAGCAUGAGAACUUUGUCUAGCACCAUGGCACGCUCAACAUCUCCUACACACAGUACUUCAAAACUUUUACAGUAUUGA
Lottia gigantea (owl limpet) is the source of this 1089-nucleotide messenger RNA. RefSeq lists its product as hypothetical. The transcript has 7 exons. The record is from RefSeq and is a predicted model, not a curated record. The coding region runs from base 1 to 1089 and encodes 362 amino acids. Lineage: Eukaryota; Metazoa; Mollusca; Gastropoda; Lottiidae.